AUGAAGUUGAAUUUAGGCGUGUUUUUUUGGGCUUUUGCUCCCUCUAUCAAAGGGUUUCACUAUUGUCGACCGGUGAUUAGCAUUGAUGGUACACACUUGUAUGGAAAAUACAAGGGUAAGAUGUUGAUUGCAAUGGGAGUUGAUGACCGUGAAGGCAUAUGUCUAAUAUCUGAUCGUCAUGGUGGAAUUCUUAAGGCUGUCAAUGAGCAUGGAUCUCCAUGGUUAGAGCCACGUGGUUUUCAUAGGUAUUGUUUACGACAUUUCAUCAGCAACUUUUAUGACAAGUUUCGUAAUUCAGAAUUGAAAGCUUUAGCUUAUCGUGCCGGGAGUCAGAAUCAAAUUCGAAAGUUCAACUCCAUCAUGGAAGAAAUUGGGAAGUUAAAUCCACGUGCUCGAGAAUGGUUGGAGAGUCAUCCACUUAAUAGAUGGACACUUGCACAUGAUGGUGGAAGGAGAUAUGGGUUGCUCACAACAAAUUUGUCAGAGAUUUUCAACAGUGUACUUAAAGGUGCUCGUUUUUUACCAAUCACAGCUUGUGUGCAACUAACAUUCUAUAGAAUGGUGCAUUAUUUUGAUGUGAGACAUCCUUUAGGAUCUAGUUCUCAAGCUAAUGGAGAUACACAUACUCCACAUGUUGUUGUAAAACAAGUAGCUUUGAUGGCAAAAGCAAGUGCACGUUCCUUAAGAUCUUUUAACCGAGAAAAAUGUAUAUUUGAGUUGAUAACUCAAAAAGGUCGAAAUGUGCAAGUAGUUAAUUUGGAACAAAAAACUUGCACAUGUGGUAAAUGGGAGGUAUUUAAAUAUCCUUGUUCUCAUGUCUUGAGUGCAUGUGCCAAACUCUCUUUGAAUAGUUGGCAAUAUGUUGAUAAAUGUUACUCGAUUGAAUACUAUUGUGCUACUUGGGCAUCUGAGUUCUCCCCGCUUCCUCAUGAAGUGUAUUGGCCACAAUCACCAUUUAAUGAAUUACUUCCAAAUUUAGAACUAUUACGAAAUAAAAAAGGCCGUCCUCGUUCAACAAGACUAAAAAAUGGUAUGGAUAUUAAAGAAGGAAGAAAUGUCAAUCUUUGUGGAAUUUGUAGGCAACCGGGACAUAAUCGAAAACGAUGUCCGUCUAUGCCAAGGUAA
Messenger RNA from Lactuca sativa (garden lettuce), 1125 nucleotides. RefSeq lists its product as uncharacterized. The record is from RefSeq and is a predicted model, not a curated record. Gene Ontology annotation, molecular function: zinc ion binding. Lineage: Eukaryota; Viridiplantae; Streptophyta; Magnoliopsida; Asterales; Asteraceae.